AACCUUCUCAUUCCGAACUCUGAGACCAAUCAAAAGAAAGAGAGAGAGUGUUGAGUUUGGACACAGUCAAUGAGUUGGCGAAACCGCACAAAACUUCCCUAAAAUCCCCUUCAACCUCGAUUGACUGAUAAUGGCGGCGAAACCCACAUCGGCGGCGACCACGCUGUCAGCCAUCUCCCAGAAGCUCCAGCCCCAAAAGCAGACCGCAAUCGAGCAGCAAGAGAAGCGAAUCGAGGAGGUUUUAUCCUACCCGAUCCUCUUAUCCGAUCAAAUCAGCGGCGCCGUCAAGGAAGCCGAAAUCUUCAAAUUCGAGUGCUCCGAGGUCGGCAAGCAGGUCGACCGCCUCUGCCAGAUGCUCCGCACCGCCGUCCGCCUCGCCACCUCCACCGCCCCCGGCGCCACCUUCUACGUCCGCCCCGUCCGCCGCAUCGCCACCGAGGUCACCAAAAAUCUCGAGAAAUCCCUCACCCUCGUCAAAAAAUGCCGCCGCCGAAACCCUCUCCGCCGCGUCGUCACCAUCGUCUCCUCCGCCGAAUUCAGGAAGCUCCACAACCUCCUCGACUCCUCCGUUGCUGACAUGAAAUGGGUCCUCAGCGUCUACGAGGCCGGCGGCGGAGGUAUCGUCCUCACUUUACCCCCAAUUGCUAGCAACGAUCCUAUGAUUUCUUGGGUUUGGUCUUUUGUUUCUUCCUUGUAUAUGGGUCAAUUGCCGGAUAAAAUCGAAGCUGCCAAUGAAUUAGCUUCGUUAGCCAAAGAUAAUGACAGGAACAAGCAGAUUAUAGUUGAAGAAGGCGGUAUUCCGCCUUUGUUGAAGCUGUUAAAGGAUAGUACUUCGGCGGAGGGGCAAGCUGCUGCUGCUUCUGCUCUCUAUAAUUUAGCUACUGAUGUAUCAAGGGUUCGAGCAAUCAUCGAUGAAUCUGGUGUUCCAACUAUUGUGCAAGUUUUAAGUGAUUCGCCCAUGAAGGUUCAGAUUAAGGUUGCUAAUGUGGUUGCUAGAAUGGCGGAGCACUGCCCCUUGGCUCAAGAGGAUUUCGCAAGGGAGAAUGCGAUUAGGCCUCUUGUCACAUUGAUGUCACAUGAUUUGCUGAUGGAGGAUUCGAAGCUCAAAUCCGGGUUGCAAAGCAUCCAUUCCAUUGUUCAGAUCAACAAGGAGAUGGAGAGCAAGAGUUUAUACAAGCCGGGAUUAGGCACUUCUAAGUCUAUGCAUUACUCAGAGGGAAGUGGCAAGGGAGGUAACAGGAAGGACAGAGAGAACGAGAAGCCAGAGGUGAAGCACAAGCUCAAAGUCAGUUGUGCUGAAGCAUUGUGGAUGUUGGCUAAAGGGAAUGUGCCGAAUAGCAAGAGAAUCACAGAGACCAAGGGGUUGCUUUGUUUAGCUAAGCUCGUUGAAACCGAGGAAGGGGAGUUGCAGUUGAACUGCUUGAUGACCAUAAUGGAGAUAACAAACGCAGCUGAAUCCAAUGCCGACCUCAGAAGGGCAACUUUCAAGACAAAUUCCCCGGCUUCUAAGGCCGUGGUGGAUCAGCUCCUUAGAGUGAUCAAAGAUUCAGAUGACUCCCAGCUGCGGAUAGCAGCUAUAACGGCCAUAGGGUGCUUGGCAAGAGCAUUCCCUGCACGAGAGACCAGGAUCGUUGGCCCCUUAGUGGAGCAGCUUGGUCACAGAAAUCAGGAUGUGGCAAUAGAAGCUGCUAUUGCACUUGGGAAAUUUACCUGUCCUGAUAAUUUUCUGUGUGUGGAGCAUUCGAAGACUGUUAUUGAGUUUAGGGGUGUUCCUCCUCUGAUGAGAUUGUUAAAGGGAAAUGAGAGGGCUCAGCUUCACGGACUGAUCCUGGUGUGCUACCUUGCUAUCCACGCAGGGAAGAGCGAUGAUUUGGAACGAGCAGGAGUGGUGAACGCAUUUGAGGGGGUGGACCGUGCUUUUGUUGCUCAGCACCCAGAACUGAAAGAACUCAUAACUCAGGCACUCUACCAUCUUAGUGUCUUCCAUCAAUCUCACUCUGGUAUGCUUGCUCAGAGGCCAUUCCUAGCGCCAUAGGUUGCCAUACGGAUAGCUUGCUUGUUUGUUACAACGCCACUCGUCUUCACAGGAGGUGAAGUAUAAAACUACAGAGGCAUGUCCUGUUAGCUUCUACUAUAUCUUUGUUGGUUAUUGUCAAUUUUAGCUGCUGUUGACAUUAUAGAGUCAAUUGUUUUGGGAUGAUGUGUGAAAAUUUAUCAGAUUUUUUGUACAGGGAAUCAUUCCUUUUAUGAAAAUGAAUUGGCUAUGGUUUUUGUGCGA
Molecule: messenger RNA, 2278 nt
Organism: Salvia hispanica
Lineage: Eukaryota; Viridiplantae; Streptophyta; Magnoliopsida; Lamiales; Lamiaceae
Gene: ARO4
Product: armadillo repeat only 4
Biological process (GO): cell surface receptor signaling pathway
Molecular function (GO): protein binding
Source: RefSeq, a predicted model, not a curated record